AGGCAGAUGCUGAGAGGAGAGACGCAGGACGGAAAAUACAACAAGUGAGUGAACUGUUGCUGCAAAUUAAGUCGCUCUGCAGCGGGAUUUCUGAAGGGCGAAAGUCUGUAAAAGUAACUCGUUAGAAUACGUGAUUUCUUUUUUAAAGAGCGCCACGCGACUUUGAAUUGUAGCGUCAUCAGUAAUACUCUUUUUUAAAUUUAUUUUGUAUUCACUUCGUGUCUGCUCACAUUGCCUGCGAGCGUUGCUUUGAGUAUUGUGGACGGCGCGCUCCGGCCACCAAGCAGGAGUCCUGGAUGAGAUGCUGCAAGUUUAAAUAUUAGUGUGACUUUGAGUUUGCAGCGCAGCGCAACUUGAGCCGAUGGCACAGUGAAAGCGCUCAGUCUCGGAAGGAUUUCGGUCCUGGAUCAGUUUUCUUACGGCGUUUCCAUCUGAACCCGCAGUAUGAAAAAACACUGAGAACCGCGAAGAAAAGAAAGAAAGAACUCGACAAGUAAAGCGUCCUCCCUAUAUGUGGUGGGUGAGAUGAACUCCAGUGGGAAUACUGUCGACCCCACCUGACAGAUCAACUGAAAGCUUCUCAUCAGAGCCUCCACAAGAUCUGGAUUUUAAAAAAGCAGUUGCCGUAAAAUCAACAUCUCAACGGUGAUGUUUAUUCAAAAAAUAUAUAGAAAAAGAUUUUUAUGUUUUUUUUUGUCUUGUAAAUUAAUGUAUCAUCUUUAGAUAUGUUGACAGCCCUCUGACAUUGUGAACCAGAAGAAAAUAAAAAAUAAAAGGAUACAAAACAAUUAUUCUGAAUACCAAGAAAUGGAAAAACCUAUUUGUCAUUCUCCCCCCGACUACUGAUUUUCUCCCGUCUGAGACUUGCCUGUCCCGAUCCUAGAAUAGCUCCCUUUUUCCUAUCUCUGUCCUGCACAAUCACACAUUUUCCUCCUCCACCUUCUCAACCCAGUAGUUACUCUCUUCAGCCUUCAGCCUGGCCGGCACAACCAUUCCAGCGAAGGGGGAGGAGGACUUCCUCACGCUGGCCGCCUCCCGGAUAAGCCGCAAGAAACGUGUCAUUGGGGCUGGAGUCGGUGUGGCCAUGGUCCUGGUCCUGCUGGUGGCCAUUCCCCUAUUAGUCCACACCACCAAGGGGGGAGGGUCCGGAGGAGGGGGUACGCACUUCGAGAUGCUUGGGAGCUGCAAGAUGGUGUGUGACACUUUCACCCCCCCACAGGGAGAGCUGACAGCCGUCUCCCCCCAGCCCCCAGACUUCUCAAACCGCAGGGGUAAACAGGGGUUCAGAGGGAACCCUGGACUUCCCGGUCCUCCAGGUCCUAAAGGGCCCCCCGGAGAGCCCGGCAAGCCCGGCCCACCUGGUCCACCUGGGCCAGGACCCGGAGGCUACGGGCCGUCCUUCUACAGUCCCAAAAUCGCCUUCUAUGCAGGCCUCCGGAAACAACACGAAGGGAGUGAAAUACUCAAGUUUGAUGAUGUUGUAACCAACGUAGGGAACUACUACGAACCGAGCACCGGCAAGUUCACUUGCCCUCUGCCUGGCAUCUACUACUUCACCUACCACGUCCUGAUGAGAGGAGGUGAUGGGACGAGCAUGUGGGCUGACCUGAAGAAGAACGGACAGGUGCGAGCCAGUGCAAUUGCUCAAGAUGCAGAUCAGAACUACGACUAUGCCUCCAACAGUGUUAUCCUGCACCUGGAUGUUGGGGACGAAGUGUGCGUACAGCUGGAUGGGGGCAAAGUCCACGGCGGAAACACCAACAAAUACAGCACCUUUUCUGGCUUCCUCAUCUACCCAGACUGACAGUAUACUCACAUGUAUAUAUUCUCCCUCUGUAAUCAAGCAAAAGGUUCCCUCUCCUUUCUUCAUCUAACACCACCAUGACUCCUUAAUGUAAUUUGUCAUUUCAAUGCCAUUCUCUACACAAACAUGUAAUUACUUGAUCACAGUUAACAAACAGAGAAAUUGUGUAAGAAUUCAUACAGUAUUGUAUAUAUCACCAGUAAACAUUUGCUUCUCACACUGUGUAAUCAUUAUUCUGUGCCAUGUACAGUGUGUGUAGGCGUGACUAAAACACCGGAUUCACAUGAAUUGAACUUCUCCUAUCAGUUGUUAAACUGAGACAAGAUGACCAUUUCAGCCACCGGUCUGAAAUCGACUGGAAUGAUCUCUGAAUGUAGACUGUAAAUCAAAGUAUCUGUACUUGGCUGCCGCUUCUCGCCUUCACUGUGAGAUGGAUUUCCAAAUGAGAAAAGUCAUGAAUAUAUUGAUCGCAGCUGAUAAUACAGCCAACACCAUGAACAUAAUCCAGUGUGUUGUAUGUUUGUGUUGAUGCUUGUGUGCGAGCAUACGUGUGUGUUUACCCUUCUGCUUGUAUUAAAGCAUGAACGUAUCACGCUGCUGUUAGUUAAACUUGCACAUUUUCCAGCUCCUGUUAAGGGAAGGGGUGUCAAGUUGUUGGUAACAGUCCCUUAAUACACACGGUAUAUCAAGAGGUUUCGCUUUGAGAUCUUCCCUGAGUCACAGCUCACGGCAGAGCCUCAUCAUGUACUACUAAUGAGCUGAGGCUUCCUCUACAGCCUGUUCAGUCACACUUCAUCUGGCAUCCAUAGUUUGCAAUACGCUUGUUUGCUUUCUUGCAGAGAUUUAGAUAAGAAAAUUGAAACUCUCUCAUAUUCAUCUGUUGAAGAUAACACUAUGGCCAGCAUCCACUUAGCUUAUAGCGUAAGGGCACGGUCAUACUAGAAAAGGAGUUGUAAGAUGUGUUGUCUGACCACGCUGGAAAUUAAAAGUGUAAAUCCAUCAACGGAAUGGUUACACUGGAAGGUCAAGUGGAGCUAUGUGAUAUGCUAUCAAUAUACAGUUGAAAUUUAAAUUGUUGUGUAACAAAUAGAAAAAUAAAGUUAAAAACCAAGGCUUCUUUCUCAUCUCUGCAGAGCUGUCCAAUAACAGUGUGAGGUGUGUGUGAAUGUUGGAUUGGAAACUUACAGAAAUGGUUAAACACAGCCUUCCUAAACCCUAAAAAGGUGUGUGAGAAGGGGUCUCCGAAGCUAUUUAAGCCAACAAGCACUUUUGAGGAAGUAUACUGACUUACUUUUAUGCUAACACAGCAUUGGAAACAGGGGGAAUUUGAUAGUCUGGCACAGUUGAAAAGGUAAUAGAAUCUACCUACCAGAAUCUUUAACACUCACUAAAUAAUGUGCAAUAGCUUGUCUGUUUGAUUCGUACAAAAACCUAACUGUAAAAAUAAGAAUUUGUGGUUUUGCUGGUGGUAGUUAAUUAUCGGAUUCUCGCGAUGUAGACAGAUCACGCGAUAACCACAAGAUCACAUAUCCUAAAAAAAGCCAUCUCGUCAUGCUUCAAGUAAUGUGUUUGUGUCCGGUAAUACAAAGCACGGACCAGUCAGUGUCCUGUGAGGAGCUAGUGUUAGCUACGGGCAUGACAUAGGUGUGUGUGUGUGUGUGUGUGUGUGUGUGUGUGUUUGUGUGUGACGAUACGGAGAGAGGACUGUUUGUUCUAAACAACAAUGGCAGCUUCUGAACUGGUUAGCGUAGAUGCUGCAAUAGCAUAAGAUUAAUCCCAACUGGAGAGUAUUUCUUAAUUGAUAGAAGAGCAAAGAAUGACAAUGGCGGCCUUUCUCAAUGAUCUUGUUUUCGCUCUUCUGCUGGUGCUUUGAUAAGAGUUUGAUUGACAGAUGGUUCAUCCAAUCACCUGCUACAUACAUUUUUUGAAAGGCCAUUCCCUUUUCCAGAGUUUCCAACAGCGGCUUCUCAGAUGGUGCUUUGUAAAAAAAGGUGGGUCGAGUAGGUUGUUGUAUGGACAGAGCAAAGCUGGGCUAGGUGGAGCAUCAUAUUUACUGAACAGAUAAGAGUGUGGUAUUGAUUUUCUUCAUCUAAUUCUCUGCGUAAAAACAAAUAACCGUAUCUCACAAAGUGUCAAACUUUUCCUUUAAUUUUACUGUGAAUAUACUCAUGUGAAGAUGUUUUUCAAAAUGCAGGUGACUGUUGUUGAUGUUUUACUGCCAUACCUGUCGGUUUUCUGUGCCUUACACUAUCUUUUUCAUUGUUAUGCAUGAGACACGUGUUGAAUGCAGGCGAUACAAACAAGCUGAUACAAACAGCAAUCUGAUGACCACUUUAAGAAAUAUAGAUGCUAACUGAGGACGUUGAUUGUGAAUCUUUGUAUGUAACUGAAUGUGACUCUACUGUGAAUAAAAGCCCCCGAAAUGAAGACCAAGGUUCAUUCGGUAUGGUGGGAAACACAAGGGAACGAACAACAGAAGCAUGUAACUGUGCUGUUCCUCCAGAUUACAUUAUAAAUAUGUUGAUGUAACCAAAUUACUAUAUUUAACAUUUCUAUUUUUUUCAAGUAAUAAUGCUUUGAAGGAUACAAUAUAAUACUCCUUUGAGCACAUCUGUUGUAGUUUUAGUGACAUGGAAAAAGAGUUUCAUAUUAGCCCGACAGAUCCAACUUUGAAGCCUGAUAGAUAGCAUGACUACCCCGAUGAGAUUAGGAUGUGAACGUUUCUAAUCAUUCUUGUACUGUGAUUGUAAAGCCCUCCCGACAUUGUGUAUUUGUACACAGACAUUCCUUCUUUCCAUUUACAUAGGCUUUACAUAACCUCUGUGUCAUGCUGCAUCCUACUGUGUGUGUUUUCUGGCGCUGUUACCUUCGUUCACGAGCAGUGUGGAUUCAUUGUUGUCACUGUACAAGCUGAAUUGUGUGUAUUUGUUAUGUAUAAAUCAGCAUUUUUUUUCCCCUCUGCCCUUGAAGACCAUAAAACACAAUAAAAUGAAAAGAAAAUUCAGGAUUAUUUUGCCGUCGCUGAGUCAAACCACUGCUUUUUGAAUUCUUUGUUCUCUUCAAAAACUCAGCUGGUGACAUGUUGUGAUACGUUCUCACUGCUCAGGGUGUUUAUUUUUUAUUGCAAAGAUCUCAAGAUUUUUUUAGCAUUUGUCAAACUUAUCUAAGGUUCGAAUAUGAAAACAGCUGACAAAUAUAUUCCAGUAUUUCCACCUAGAGCCAACAAUAAACCUACCUGCAAUGUAUUUGUUCCUCCAUUGAUAAAGAAUAAUGUGGUAAACUAUCUGACUUUGUGGACAUUAUUCCCUAAUUAUUGUUAUUUGUAAUAAGGUUUUGCCUGAUUUGUGCUAAUUUUUUGUGUUUUUAUGUCAAACUGAGUGCAAGAGUUAAAUAAAUAAAGUAAAGAUAUACACUUC
This is a messenger RNA of Cyclopterus lumpus (lumpfish), 5220 nucleotides long. It is a transcript of the gene c1ql4b, whose product is annotated as complement C1q-like protein 4. The transcript has 3 exons. NCBI's taxonomy places the organism in Eukaryota, Metazoa, Chordata, Actinopteri, Perciformes, Cyclopteridae. The coding region runs from base 1085 to 1804 and encodes 239 amino acids. The record is from RefSeq and is a predicted model, not a curated record. Gene Ontology annotation, molecular function: protein binding.